Molecule: messenger RNA, 631 nt
Organism: Drosophila teissieri
Lineage: Eukaryota; Metazoa; Arthropoda; Insecta; Diptera; Drosophilidae
Exons: 2
Coding region: 98-454 (118 amino acids)
Source: RefSeq, a predicted model, not a curated record
GCGAAUGUCAAGUCCGUGGGCCACAAACAAAGCAGCACACAAAAACCGAUUUCGGGGGAGCUCAGCAAACGAGAACGAGAAAAACUGAGCUAGAAAUAUGUUGACUAUGAUUAGGGGCAGUGCAAAGAGACUUCCUCACUGGCCACUGACCCAUGUUCGCAGUUUCCCAACUUUGAUUAAAUCCUAUGCAAGUCCCAAAGAAAAGUCGGAGCAGAAAACUGAGCAAGUGGACACACCGACCACUAUGAAGCUGCCCUACUUCAUAAGCCCAAGGUGUGUUCAGAAUCAGGAUCAACUUGUUGAUGGCCAGCGGAAAAUGUUCACCUACAACUAUCACCGCUUUUCGAUUUACGAUUUAAACGAAGCUGCUCUGCGCGCCAAGCAAGCAUCAGCUGAGUACUCCAAACAAAUAGAUCAGUUGCAAAAGCGCAAGAUUGAAUAUGUAACCAAGUAAUGAAAAUUUAAAGCAAGUAAUAUUCAAAUUAUGAAUGUUAACAGAAAACUACUCAAAUCAAUUUCAAAUGAAUAAACUCACCACUGCUUAGUUAAACUCACCACGUAGGUUGGUUUCCGAGCUAAGCGCUCCAUGGGCUCGAACCAAAACAGUUUGACAGCCGCUGAAUUUCAAACC